AUGAAUCCAACGAGUUCAUUUCCGAAGUUAUCAGUCGAAGAACUAGGAUUAAACAAGAAGUGCAAAGAAGGAAGAGCUGACAGUGAUUCUUAUCAGCAGAAUGAUCAAUAUUUGACGCGAUUUAUUCUAUCAUAUGGUGAACUUCACGAGAAACAGCUUCACUUACUUCGACAUCCAAAGACGGGCAGUGCAACACUGUAUGCAAUUGGAAAUGAAAGAGUAGAAGAAUUGUUGAAGUUUGAUGACGGUUUCAGGUCAGUUCUGCUUGGCAAUAAUGUGGUUAGUAAUGGCUCAUUAAUUUUAUUGGUACCAGUGAGCCCCGUACUGCUAUUGCUACCUUAUUUGCGAAAAUUUGCGAAGGAUAAUUACGUAUCACUAAAGGAAAUUUUAGUGGAUGAUUAUUUUCCAUCAAUAAAAUUGCUUGAGAAUGUUAAAGCUGUAAAGUCAUCGUUGAAGCAUGCUUGUCAUUGUAAAGAGAUAUCAAGUAUUGAAACAUACAAAUACAGUGAAUCCUUGCUGAUGGAUUAUAUAAUGAACAAGAUAAAGUUGUUGAAAAAAUCUGAUCAUUAUAAAUCAGAUUCCGAUUGUGCUGUUCGAGGUAUUUUGGAGGAGAACCUCCCGGCUAAUAUACUGAGGUUGGUAGAAAUCCACGAAGGAAAUGAAGAUGCGCCAUCGAAUAAACGCCGAAAAAAACAGCAUUGCAGGGAAGGGGGAGAAAAUAACUGGAAAUGA
Brugia malayi is the source of this 732-nucleotide messenger RNA. RefSeq lists its product as uncharacterized. The record is from RefSeq and is a predicted model, not a curated record. Lineage: Eukaryota; Metazoa; Nematoda; Chromadorea; Rhabditida; Onchocercidae. Gene Ontology annotation, cellular component: nucleoplasm; ribonuclease H2 complex. The transcript is spliced from 6 exons. The coding region runs from base 1 to 732 and encodes 243 amino acids. Gene Ontology annotation, biological process: RNA catabolic process; ribonucleotide metabolic process.